UCUGUGAUAGAGGCUUGCCUUGAUCCCAGCUAUAGGACAUCGCUGGCUGCUGUGUGAGUGACUGCGGUAAGGUGUGGGGGUCCUGUGCUGUCUCUGCGGUGAGGGGGGGGAGCGCUGCUAUAUGCCAUCGCAGGCUCCUCUUCAGUGCAGAGUGUGAUCAGACUGGCCCUGCCUGCAGUGCCCGAAUGGAUGUGAAGGAACCAGAGGAGCUGGGUAGUCCCCAGCCAGUCUCACUUCAGGCCUUUGCAAGUGGCUCCACUUUGCAUGGCAUUGCUCACAUCUUCUCCUACGAGCGCUUCUCAUGCCGGCGGAUGAUCUGGAUAUUGUGUUUCCUUGGCUCCUUGUCGCUUCUCCUAUUUGUGUGCACCGAGAGGAUCAUCUAUUACUUUGAUUACCCGCAUGUCACCAAACUGGAUGAGAUUUCAACUGCCAGGAUGACCUUUCCAGCUGUGACCUUCUGUAACCUCAAUGAGUUCCGCUUCAGCCGAGUGACAAAGAAUGACCUUUACCAUGCGGGGGAGCUACUGAGCCUGCUCAACAACCGCUAUGAGCUACCAGAUUCUCACCUUGCCGAUGAGAAAGUAAUGGAAACCUUACAAGAUAAAGCUAACUUCCGCAACUUUAAACCAAAGCCAUUCAACAUGAAGGAAUUCUAUGACCGCGCUGGCCAUGACAUCAAAGACAUGCUUCUAAACUGCAAGUUCCGGGGAGAGGAAUGUGGGCCUGAUGACUUUGUUCCAGUUUUUACGAGAUACGGCAAAUGCUACACAUUUAACUCGGGCCAGAAUGGACGUACCCCUUUAAUUACUUCUAAAGGUGGCACAGGAAAUGGAAUAGAGCUGAUGCUGGAUAUACAGCAAGAUGAAUAUUUACCAGUUUGGGGAGAGACUGAUGAGACAUCCUUUGAGGCUGGAAUCAAAGUCCAGAUUCAUAGUCAGGAUGAACCUCCCUUCAUAGACCAGCUUGGGUUUGGUGUGGCUCCGGGAUUCCAAACAUUUGUGUCUUGCCAGGAACAGCGACUGACAUACCUGCCUCCACCAUGGGGAGACUGUAAAUCAAGUGCUAUGGACUCAGAAUUUUUUGACACGUUCAGCAUUUCUGCAUGUCGGAUAGACUGCGAGACCCGCUACUUGGUGGAGAACUGUAACUGUCGCAUGGUGCAUAUGCCAGGAGAUGCCGCUUAUUGUACACCAGAGUUAUAUAAGGAGUGUGCAGACCCAGCACUAGAUUUCCUGGUGGAAAAGGACAACGACUACUGUUUGUGCGAGACUCCAUGUAACAUGACACGGUAUGGGAAGGAGCUGUCCAUGGUGAAAAUCCCCAGUAAAGCCUCUGCACGUUAUUUAGCCAAGAAGUACAACAAAAGUGAACAGUACAUAGCGGAUAAUAUUUUGGUUCUGGAUAUUUUCUUUGAAGCUCUAAACUAUGAAACUAUUGAACAGAAGGCAGCAUACGAGGUGGCGGGACUUCUUGGGGACAUCGGGGGACAGAUGGGCCUGUUUAUUGGAGCGAGCAUCCUCACUGUUCUCGAGCUCUUCGACUAUGCCUAUGAGGUGUUAAGAUACAAACUGUGCGGGGGUGCAAAAUGUGGGAAAGACUCGAAACGCAACAACAACGAUAAAGGGGUGACAUUAAGUAUGGAUGAUGUCAAACGUCACGCUCCGUGUGAGGGUGUGAGAGGGCACCCAGCAGGCAUGAGCUACACAGCUAACAUUCUCCCCCAUCACGCAGUACGUGGUGCAUUUGAAGACUUCACAUGCUGAGACCACAUACUGAAACAGCCGAGAGAGCAAAAUCAUCUUUGGGAAGAAACAAGACUGAAUGAGAAGCGGAGAUGAGAGCAUAAGAGCCUGGGCGAAAAUCUACAUAACCAAAACUGGCAUUGUCUCAAUUCAAAGACAAAAAUACUGUAAAGAGAACUUAAACCUGCCCUGAGAGUGUAAAAAUUGAAAGUAUGGCUUCAUAUGCAGCGGUCCACCUUGCUUUAUAUUGGC
This is a messenger RNA of Nanorana parkeri, 1994 nucleotides long. It is a transcript of the gene ASIC1, whose product is annotated as acid sensing ion channel subunit 1. Gene Ontology annotation, biological process: sodium ion transmembrane transport. Bases 186 to 1763 code for a protein of 525 amino acids. The record is from RefSeq and is a predicted model, not a curated record. Gene Ontology annotation, cellular component: membrane. The transcript has 12 exons. Lineage: Eukaryota; Metazoa; Chordata; Amphibia; Anura; Dicroglossidae.